GAAGCCAUCCCUGAUUUAUCGCGCAAGGAAAAUGCAUGUGAUGAUGAUGAGCCGAUCGAGCGAGCUUGUUUUGCUCCCACUGUCCCACACUAAACAAAUGGUGAAGUGCAACUGCAAUUUGCCAUUGCCAAUGCCAAUGGCUUCCUUCACAAGAUUGUCAACACCGCACACUCACUGCACGCCGUCGGAUUCAAGGAUUUCCACCUCUAAAGCCGCUCCAUCAGGACACCACUUCCCUGAUUUCAACUCCGUAUGUUUGUAUUUUUUUGCCUAGCUUUCACAUCUCAUGCUCGGAUUACUCACGUGGAAUUCUCCGCGUUCUAGUUGUUUCCGAUCCGCAAAUUGAAGCAGAAGCGGGUGGAUCCUCACGAAGUUCCUGUGUUCUGUUUGAAUUUGGUUACUGUAACUUCUUUUUCUCAGAUUUGUUCGGAACCUAGAAGCUUUUGAUUUGGGGAUUUUUGUCGAACACUUGGCGGUUGCGGUGUAAGGAUGGGGAGAACAUGCUUGCGGAAGUGUAGAUUGGGGAGAAUAUUAGGCUGGCUUCAGAUUGCGUUGGGAGGGCUUGUGGUGAUCGUGAGCAUAUCUACACUGUCUAGGUUUUACUCCGCCGGAAUAUUCUUCUACCACAACGAGGAAAUCUGCAGGCAUUUGUAUGGAACUUCCAAGGCUGUUUCCGACAGGAUUGAUGUGGCGGCGUUAACCGCUAGGGUUGAUGAAGUUCUCAACAAGAUGGAAGCUCUACAAGACAAGCUCGAAUCGAAAGUGCAACAGAUGGAGAAGAACAGGGCAGAAUUGCACAAGAGUAACAUCACAAAAUUGGAGUUUAAGAAAUUCUUAGAGGAUGAAGUGAUUAGGCCAUUCUACGGUGCACACAUUGCUCUAAGGCAAAUCCGGCUGCCGAGGAUCGACAACAGCACGGCCAUGGAGGAUCCUCUGAUCAAUACCUUUGCUGUUGAGGAGAUUCGGAAGUACAUUACCCCUAAGGAGAAUAGGGUGGAGAAGAUGAAGACGAAGACAAACAUAUAUGGGAUGGAGAAAGUGUACAACACCAUAGGCCACGCCUGCGCGGCGAUGAAGAACGAAUUGGAGGCGUAUAUGAAUUACGACGUGGGAUCAUACUGUAAUGACGAUUGGAAUUUGGGGCAGAGGCUUAUGAUUCACGGCUGUGAUCCAUUACCACGGCGCCGGUGUUUAGCGAAAGCUUCGAAGCUCUACACGCGGCCAUAUCCGAUCAACGAGUCCCUCUGGAGAAUCCCGGACGGGAGAAAUGUGAGGUGGAGCAAUUACCAGUGUAAAAACUUCGAGUGUCUUUCGAUCAAGAACCCGAAGAGGGGCUAUUCGACUUGCGCCGGAUGCUUCGAAAUGGAGAAGGAGAAGCAAAAAUGGUCGACAAACACAUCACUACCGAUUGAUUUCCUGAUCGGAGAAGUUCUAUCCAUCAAGCCAGGGGAGAUGAGGAUAGGCCUGGAUUUCGGAGUUGGGACAGGAACAUUUGCGGCGAGGAUGAGGGAGCAUAACGUGACGAUCGUCUCGACUGCCUUGAACAUCGGCGCGCCGUUCAGCGAAACGAUCGCGCUGAGGGGUUUGAUCCCGCUGUACGCGACGCUGAACCAACGGCUGCCGUUCUUCGACAACACGAUGGAUUUGAUACACACAGCGGGGUUCCUUGACGGAUGGAUCGAUCUGCAGCUGCUCGACUUCGUCCUGUUCGAUUGGGACCGUGUCCUGAGGCCGGGGGGGCUGCUGUGGAUCGACAGAUUCUUCUGCAAGAGAGUGGAUUUGGAUGACUAUAUGUACAUGUUGUUGCAGUUUAGGUACAGGAAACAUCGGUGGGCAAUUGCUCCUAAGUCUAAGGAUGAAGUGUUCUUAUCUGCCCUGCUGGAGAAGCCUCCAAGAUCACGAUAAUCGAAUUACUGGUAUGUCAUUAAAAUCUCCUCCAAUUUUCUUUCGAUACAAAUUGCUUAUUAUAUGUUACUUUAAAUUUGAAACAUAUAUGAUCUCUCUCUUUUGUUUAUUUAUGCUUUUUUUGUUGUUUGGGUUGAAUACUUUA
Andrographis paniculata is the source of this 2050-nucleotide messenger RNA. Its product is annotated as probable methyltransferase At1g29790. The record is from RefSeq and is a predicted model, not a curated record. Bases 490 to 1905 code for a protein of 471 amino acids. The transcript has a single exon. Lineage: Eukaryota; Viridiplantae; Streptophyta; Magnoliopsida; Lamiales; Acanthaceae. Gene Ontology annotation, molecular function: methyltransferase activity.